Molecule: messenger RNA, 906 nt
Organism: Aspergillus mulundensis
Lineage: Eukaryota; Fungi; Ascomycota; Eurotiomycetes; Eurotiales; Aspergillaceae
Gene: cbpA
Product: putative calcineurin binding protein
Exons: 1
Coding region: 1-906 (301 amino acids)
Biological process (GO): calcium-mediated signaling
Cellular component (GO): nucleus; cytoplasm
Molecular function (GO): nucleic acid binding; calcium-dependent protein serine/threonine phosphatase regulator activity
Source: RefSeq, a predicted model, not a curated record
AUGAUGGGCACACUAUCACCGCAAUCGGCGCCCUCGUCGCCCUCCAUCUCAGCGCGCCGCGCCUCGCGCUCUUCUACACACAAACCCUCACUGUCAAUCGACCUCUCCAACCUCCCAGCACUCACCCAACCCUCCCCUCCAACAAACACCCUCCUAAUCACGGACCUUAACGACCUCCACCUCUUCCAACCAUCCUCUCUCGCCGCCAUUCGCGAACUCAUCGAAUCCAUCGCACCGCUAAACUCCUUCUCUCCGCUCCCCUCCUUCCGCCGCAUCGUCGCCUCCUUCCACAACGAGGACGACGCCAUCCGCGUCCGCAAGCAUCUGGACCGCGAAAGCCUGCUGAACCGCGCCGUCACAAAGAUCUACUUUGGCGAGCCAACGCCGCUUCUUGAAACCAACGACGCAGGCGGAAUCAAGCAUAAGCUCCUCGAAGCGCCGCAGGUCGAUAAGCUGUUCUUUAUCAGCCCGCCGCCAUCCCCACCGCACGGGUGGGUGAUGCGCACGGAAGAUCCGCCUAACAAGGAGGUUCACGCCAGCGAUCUUGCUCAGGCACUUGCUCAGCUGCAGACGGAGGGUUCCGGGUCUGCUGCCUUUGGCAGCAAUGUCUACGCUACCUCUACCGCGCCAGCCCAGCAGAUGCAGACUGACCCGGAUACGCCAAUGUCUCUUUCGUCUGACAAAAGACAAGGGAGCUGGCCGUUGUCUCAGCAGCGGAGCAGGAGCAGCACGCUAAUCUACAACCCCGAGGAACACGGCAGCAGCCCAAAUCUCCCUGCUGUCAUGGUUGAAGAUACAAGCGCCGACCCGGAUGACAUGGAUGUUGAGAUGAGCCCGAUUGAUAUGCCCACGAAGCAGACGCCACCAUUCAAGACUGCUCGGCCGCCUGUUGAGCUGAUGGUCUGA